AUGAUUUAUAACCACUUGCAGUUUCUCAUCUGCAAUUAUUCAGGUCCCACCAUUCCUCCUGCAGCGGCCCCUUUAACAACUCAGCCAGCACCAAAACCAACCACAGAACCACAAGUUCCAGGGGUUGCUCCAGCAACAACGCAAGUACCGGCUCCACAACCAACAGCAGCGGUCAGUCCCCAAGCUCCUGCAGCCCCCACCGUUCCUCCUGCGGCAGCCCCUUUAACGACUCAGCCAGCACCAAAACCGACAACAGAACCACAAGCUCCAGCAGCUGCACCAGCAACAACGCCAACACCGGCCCCCACCGUUCCUCCUGCGGCGGCCCCUUUAAAGACUGAGCCAGCAGCAAAACCGACAACAGCACCAGAAGCGCCAGCAGCUGCACCAGCAACAACACCAGCACCGGCCCCCACCGUUCCUCCUGCGGCAGCCCCUUCAACAACUCAACCAACACCAAAACCGACAACAGCACCACAAGCUCCAGCAGCUGCACCAGCAACAACACCAGCAGCAGCUCCACAACCAACAACAGCAGCCAGUCCUGCAGCUCCUGCAGGUCCCGCCGUUCCUCCUGCGGCGGCCCCUUUAAAGACUGAGCCAGCGGCAAAACCGACAACAGCACCACAAGCGCCAGCAGGUGCAGCAGCAGCCAAGCCAGCACCGGCCCCUUUAACAACUCAACCAACACCAAAACCAACGGAACCACAACCUUCAGCAACUACACCAGGAGCACCAGCAAAGCAAACAGCCGAUGCCCAAGCUGCAAAGAAACCGGAAACGCCUGAUAUAGAACCCGCUGAGGAAACUGAAAUAGACCAAGAAGAAGCAGCUAAGGCACUGAAAAUAAAAUUAAUAUGCAAUUUGUUAAAACAAUGCCCUCCAGGUGAAUUCAAGAAUGUUUUUGAAGACCUUCGCUUUCUGCUUUGUGAUGAUAAACUCAUGAAGCAAGAGGUUGCUCAGGUGUGCGCUAAUCAUUCCAAGAAAAAUUUCACCACUGCAAACAUCAAAGGGGACAAUGUGCUGGUGACUCGCCAUAAUGACAUGGAAGGUGAUCGUUUCUUUGAUCCACAGAUCAAGCUUUCUUUCACAUUUGAUCAUCUGAAUAGAAGAGCUGACAAAAUUCUGCUUUAUUGUAAUAUUAGGAGAGAUAAGGCAGAGUUAUGGAGAGAAACCCUUAAUGUGACCUUGGAAGCAUAUAUGAAGAGGCAUUUCAUUUCAGGAGUUUGUCGGGUCUACAGAAAAACAAUUAGAAACAAACCAUUUCUUGUGAUCUGCAUGGAAAGCCACCAGAAUAAGAAAUUCUGGAACUUUCUCUGGAAAUCAGAAUGGAUAAUUGCAAUAACUCCACCUGUUUCAGAAAUCAAAGGGGAUUUAAAAGUACAGCUGCAUUAUUUCAAAAAAGGUAAUCUUCACUGGACAGCAAGUAGUACUGCUGAAGGUUCCAUAUAUUUAAUUCAUCGGGACCAAUUUGCCUUGGAUUUUGAGAAAUUUAUUGAAGCUGAAGAUAACAAAUUUCAGAUGGAUCUGGUGAAAAGCCUCUACGAUUUGUCAAAUGAAACAUGGAGAGAGUUUCGGAGAAGGCUCCCAGUUACUCGCACUUCAAUCUCUUGGGAUAUACUGAUGAUGACUUAGUGAAAAGCGGUGAAGGCCUUUGGAAAUGAUGGAUCAUUAUAGUUGCUGCAAUGCCUGUGUGAAUGAAAUAAUGACCAAAUAAAACAACAGUUGUGUAGUA
Molecule: messenger RNA, 1735 nt
Organism: Pantherophis guttatus
Lineage: Eukaryota; Metazoa; Chordata; Lepidosauria; Squamata; Colubridae
Source: RefSeq, a predicted model, not a curated record